Eubalaena glacialis (North Atlantic right whale) is the source of this 656-nucleotide messenger RNA. RefSeq names its product signaling threshold regulating transmembrane adaptor 1 (gene SIT1). The transcript has 5 exons. Gene Ontology annotation, biological process: regulation of T cell activation; signal transduction; T cell homeostasis. The coding region runs from base 93 to 656 and encodes 187 amino acids. Lineage: Eukaryota; Metazoa; Chordata; Mammalia; Artiodactyla; Balaenidae. Gene Ontology annotation, molecular function: kinase binding. The record is from RefSeq and is a predicted model, not a curated record. Gene Ontology annotation, cellular component: plasma membrane.
UGGGGGCCAGGCCCAGGGAGGGGUGGGAGUAAAGGGGGCUGCCGCAGCUGUGUUGGGCCAUAAAUCAGGCUGACCCCUUGGCUCAGGGCAGGAUGCCUGCAAAUUCGGCUUCCGUACCAUCAGGUCUGAGCAGAAGUGACAACUGCACGGAUCUGCUAGUGCCUGGAAUCCCCUCCGUGACCAAGGCCUGGGGACUAUGGGCCCUCUUAGGGGUUGUGACGCUGCUGCUUCUCAUCUCACUGGCUGUGCACUUAUUCCAGUGGACUAGUGGCUGGAGCAGGAGCCAUCCGGGACAGGGACGGCCUGGAGAGUCUGCGGAAGAGGUCCCGCUGUACGGGAACCUGCAUUAUCUGCAGACAGGACGGCUGUCUCAAGAACCGGGGCCAGACCAACAGGAUCCAACACCUGGAGGCCCUGCCAGGGCUGCAGAGGAGGUGAUGUGCUAUACCAGCCUGCAGCUGCGGCCUCCUCAGGGCCGGAUCCCCAGCCCUGGAAGCCCCAUCAAGUACUCGGAGGUGGUGCUGGACCCUGAGCCAAAGCCCCAGGCCUCGAGCCCCGAGCCGGAGCUCUACGCCUCAGUGUGUGCCCAGACCCGCAGAGCCCGGGCUUCCUUUCCAGACCAGGCCUACGCCAACAGCCAGCCUGCACCCAGCUGA